Molecule: messenger RNA, 2555 nt
Organism: Phycodurus eques (leafy seadragon)
Lineage: Eukaryota; Metazoa; Chordata; Actinopteri; Syngnathiformes; Syngnathidae
Product: EEIG family member 2-like
Exons: 11
Coding region: 512-1609 (365 amino acids)
Source: RefSeq, a predicted model, not a curated record
UAUUGAACAUUUACACCUUUGCAAAGGUAGACUUUUCUUUUACUGCUCUGUAAUGUACAAUGAUAAGCAAUUUACAUAAAUGGAAAAAGUCUCACUAACUGUAGGUGCGGCUGUCGUUGAACUCUUGCAGUAGUUUUGUCAUAUUAAGUCGUUUUGUGACUUCGAGUUUAUUUAUUUAUUUAUCUAUCUAUCUAAUAUUUAUUUUACUUUUCUCAGUGACAGAAUGGAGCUUCGAGGUCUGUUCGGAAAUGGAAAUAAAUAGCAGUCCGAACUCCCCGGUUUUGAAUGACGAAAAUUGAAUGAAGCCUGUCAAUGUUGCAGCCAAUGAAAUCAUGACACGUCACGAGUGUGUCAGUCAGCACUCGGGUGGGAAAGACGGAAGUUGCCGUGAGAAGUUUGAACACGUUUUGAACAGCUGAGGGUGACAGCAGCAACAGUCAGUCGGUGGAGAAAAUCCUGUCCGGCUGCCUGUCAACGCUCGCCUUCGCCGUUGCCUUCCGCUCCACGCAGCAUGUCGUUCCUCCUCAUGAAAAAGAAGAGAUUCGAGUUUAAAGUGGACUUCGACUUGGAGGAGCUGUCGUCAGUUCCUUUUGUCAAUGGCGUUUUGUUUUGCAAAGUUCGCCUCGUACACGGUAACUUCGUCCAAGAGUCUUCUCGGGAGCCCGUCCAAGCCAACUGUGUGCGCUGGAGGAAGCGAUUCUCCUUCGUGUGUAAGAUGAGCGCCAAUGCUAGGACAGGUGUACUGGAUCCAUGUGCGUGUCGGGUGUCAGUGCGCAAGGAAUUAAAGGGUGGGAAAGCAUUUGCAAAGCUGGGCUUUGCUGAUUUAAACCUGUCUGAGUUUGCUGGGUCAGGCAGCACUACAAGAAGAUGCCUCCUGGAGGGAUAUGAUACCAACAAAACUAGACAGGACAAUUCAAUUCUCAAGGUUGUCAUCACAACACAACUCAUGUCUGGAGACCCCUGUUUUAAAACCCCCUCAUCUACAGCCAUGACAUUGGGUAUACCACAAGCUGAGUCUGAGUGUCUCCUUGAAGAGCGAAAGGGGGGAGAUAUGCACACAUGCCAUUCAGCAACAGGAACUCCAGUCCCUGAGGAAAGGCUUACCGGUGGUCACACCAGAACAUCCAGCUACACCAGUCAACAGUCUAAAGUCUCAGGGUACAGCUCAAAUCAUUCGAGUUCACCAGACCUGAGCCAUCGGAGGAACGCGUCAGGAGGUUCUGCCUCAAUAGGCAUCGACAGCAUCCCAGAGCCCAGUGAGCAGCAGGCAGAGAGAGCAGAUAAGGAGAGCCGGUCCUCUCCUCCAAAGCCCGCGGGCUGCCAUCAUACUACGGAACAGAACUCCACAACUGCCAAUGCUUCAAGGCAUCCAGUCAAGCAGAACUCAAUGGAGAAUCAGCUGACGAGGGUAAACGCCACCAGGGUCAAUGCAGAUGACAUCAUUGACAAGCUCCUGCAGGGCCAGGAUUUCAGUCACAGUAUCUUGGACUCCAGUAUGGAGGAGGAAGGACUCAGCUUAUUUGUCGGUCCUGGCGGCAGCACAGCUUUGGGAAGUCAGUACACUCGGGUCGCAUCGGGAGCAUUUGAGCAGGUGGUGAUGAAGCUCUAAGCUUUGAGAAGCAUGUGAUGUCGUGAAGGGUGCCAAAUUACACUGAUGCAUUCGGAAGACCUUGGAAGUGGCGACAGAAACUGCCCUCUCCUCAUCCCACAAAGAGGGGAGUGUUGUGUAAAAUACAGUACAAAACAGGACAGGAAUUACCUACAGCAUCUGGACACCAGGAAAGCCCUCUAGGGCCCAACAAGUGUAGUAGAAGGCCACAGUGUACAGGGUUUCGGCAACUGAGCAGGCAUCAGUCAUCCUGGAAUCUAAGUACAUUUUAAGAAAAGGUUAUUAAUAUCAUGAAAACAAAAAUGACUAACGUUCCUUACAAUAUUUGCGUGUAUGUGUUUAUUUCCAUUAUUUGAUGCACUUAUUACUAGUGUUGUGAGUGUGUAGAUGAGUUAAGAUUUCACAGUAUAUAUAUUUUUUUGACAAAACAACACAUUUCACCCUUUUUUUUUUUUCUUCAUCGUUAUGACUGUGCUGUCACUAACUACUGCAAAGCCUACUUUUGGAUGUGAUAAGUGAGUGGGGCUGAGACAAGGGACUGUGUUCUAUAGACUACUGAUGCAAAAGUUGUUACAGGUGAAUUAUGCUGUCUCGUAACAAUCCAGUCAUAAAUUUUGUAACACUAAAGCGCACAAUUUGUUUUUAUUUAAAAUACUGUAAUCUUAGUGGACCUAUCGUGCGCAAUUUGUUACUGUGCUUUCAGAAUCUAAUUUUAUGGGACACUGAGAAGUUGAUUUAAAAACAAAAACAAAACGAUGAUUGCUUCUCACAGAUGUUACCAUCUGCAACGAAAUUUAAAGUCCACACGUGUCUGUGCAAAAUAACUCACAAGGCUAAACUAAAUAAAGGACAAAUUCAUUCCUCAAAUUAUGGUCAAUAAAUAAACCAUUUUACAGAUUUCUGUUAUGGUUUGGCGCAGUGGUGUUACUUUUUAAUAAAACGUUUU